UCGUUUUUACAUAAAUAGCCGCGCAGUUAACGUUUGCCGUUUUAUUGUUUUUGGAAUUGUGUUAAUACCGCGUUGUGCUGUUUACGUUAACCUCCCCAGAUCAUUUGGCGGCAAUAUAGAUUCGCGCAAUAAUAUACGCCAUCAAUCAGCCUCUGAGUGGAAUCUAUUAUAUUGUGAAAUACAAAAAUACCCACACCACACCGCCACACACACCAGCGCACUUGCAGCACACUUCCAAUUGAAACGAACCUUUUUUCCGGGCGGGGGAGCACAGCACGUUUCGCGUGAAUUUCGGACUCGGACUCGGAUGCGCGGAUUCCCAUUCCGGUGGCAGCCGCAAUAUCUAUAAUUAGCAAUAGGCCAACAAUAUCUGCAGAUUCUGUCGCAAUUGCAAUAUCUGUUUACAACGCCGCCACCGCUGCUAAGAGUGUGAGAGUGAGAGGAACAAAAAACACGCGGCCGCCACACAGUUGUUAUUUGCUUUUUGUUACCGUUGCUUGCCGUUUUUUUGUUGUUGUUUUUGGUUUGCCCAACAAACGUGUGCAUUUUCCAAUUGGCAAUUGGUCAACGAGAAAGAGAACUCCAUUGAAAUUGUGAAAUAAAAGGAAAAGGACGAUAAAAGCAGCGGGAAAUUUUCAACGAAUUGCUGAGAAAACGAGAAAGUAGAACGUCGUUACACAACCCAAACCCGUCGCCGUUGCCGCCGCCCCAGUGCAGGAGUGCCUAUACAUUAUUCUUCUUCUGAUUUGAGGACGCCGACGUCGCCAGAGCAACAGCUGAGAUUCUCUUAUUGGAGCACGCGUGCCUGCGACUUGUAACUGCGUUUGUUUGUGUUUGUUUUGUCGCCUUCUUCCUUUUAACCGCACUAUGGGUCUACUUAGCGAGGGCAGUCCACUAUCUUGGGAGGAGACCGAAGCCCUGGCCAAUCAUGUCCGGGAGCAUGGCAUCAAUCAGUUCAUCAACUUGUACCACAGACUGAAGGACCGCCAGGGCGAUAUCCUCAAGUGGGGCGAUGAGGUGGAGUACAUCAUUGUCAAGUUCGAUGACGAACAACAGGUGGCACGUGUGGCGCUGCGCGCCCAAGAUCUGCUCGCCCAGCUUAACGAGAAGGAGCUGGCCGAUCCCAAGGGCGUGAAGUCACUGUGGCGUCCCGAAUAUGGAGCCUACAUGAUUGAGGGUACUCCCGGCAAGCCAUUUGGCGGUUUGAUGGCCCACUUCAACCUAGUGGAGGCCAAUAUGCGCUAUCGUCGCGAGGAGGUCACCGAGCUGCUGGCCAAGGAUGAGUGCGUCAUGUCCAUUACCAAUUUUCCGCGCCUGGGCGCUCGCAACUUCACCUGGCCGCUGGCCCAGCCGCGUCCCGAGGAUCCGCUUAGCUCGGCCCGCUCUUUGUAUUUCCCGGAUGAGGCCAUUUUCCCCGGCCAUCCGCGCUUCAAGACCCUUACCCGGAACAUUCGCAAGCGACGUGGCGAGAAGGUGUCUAUCAAGCUGAAGGUAUUCAAGGAUGUAAAUACAAAGCUGCCGGUGGAGGGCGCACCGCCUGGAGAGCCGGAUGUGGUUUUGCUGGACGCCAUGGGCUUCGGCAUGGGCUGCUGCUGCCUGCAGCUGACCUUCCAGGCCUGCAACAUCACAGAGGCCCGUCGCCUGUACGAUCAGCUAGCGCCACUGUGCCCCAUCAUGCUGGCCCUGACUGCUGCUUCGCCCAUCUAUAGGGGCUACCUGACCGAAUCGGACUGCCGCUGGAACGUGAUCAGCUCGUCGGUGGACUGUCGCACGGAGGAGGAGCGCGGCCUGGUGCCGCUGAACAAGCAGAAGUUCCGCAUCGCCAAGUCGCGUUACGAUUCCAUUGACUCGUACCUGUCACCCGAGGGGGCCAAGUACAACGAUGUGCCGAUCACCUACGACGAGGCGGUGUACCAGCGUCUGGUGGAUGGCGGCAUUGAUCACCUGCUGGCCCAGCACGUGGCUCAUCUGUUCAUCCGCGAUACGGUAUCGCUGUUCAGCGAGAAGGUUCAUCAGAACGACAACGAGGACACGGACCACUUCGAGAACAUUCAAUCCACCAACUGGCAGACAAUGCGGUUCAAGCCACCUCCGCCAAACAGUUCCAUUGGCUGGCGCGUCGAGUUCCGACCCUGCGAGGCCCAGAUCAGUGACUUUGAGAACGCCGCCAUCGUCUGUUUCGUUGUGCUGCUCACCCGCGUCAUUCUCUCUUACCAGUUGAACUUCCUCACGCCGAUCAGCAAGGUGGACGAGAAUAUGCAAACGGCCCAAAAGCGUGACGCCUGCCGCAAGGAGAAGUUCUGGUUCCGCAAGUCCUCAAAGACCACCGAGCAGCGCGCGGCCAAGGCCAAGGCCCAGGCUCAAGCGCAGGCUCAGGCUCAUGCCCAGACCAAUGGCAAGGCCACCUUGAACGGAGGAGGAGUUGCCGCCGAGAAUGGCAAUGGGCUAUCGGUUAACGGUAAUGGCAUCGACCACGGUGACAAGGAGGAGCCGAAGCUGACCAAUGGAUCGUCCAAAAUGAACGGACAUGGACAUGGCGACACCAAUGGCAUUACCACCAACGGCAGCGCAUCCAAUGGCUCCAGCAAUGGCACGGACAGCGACCACACCGACACCGAUGAUGAGGAGAAUGAGCUGUUCCAGUUGCUCUCCAUCAACGAGAUUUUCAAUGGAAAGCCGAAUGUCUUUCCUGGUUUGGUGCCGCUUAUUCGCAGCUAUCUGCAGUCCAUGGAAGUGGACACGGACACCCAUUGCACCAUUGAACAGUAUCUGCGCUUCAUUGAGAAGCGCGCCGCCGGCGAGCUGAUCACUACGGCAACCUGGAUGCGCGAGCAGGUGCUCAACCACCCGGACUACAAGCAAGAUUCCGUGGUCAGUGAGCGCAUCAACUACGACCUGCUGAAGCGCAUUCAGGCCAUACAGGAGCGUAAGCAUGUGGAGCCAGCUUUGCUUGGCCAGGGUUAUCAUUCCAAGACCAAAACGAAAGACUUCAUUCCACCGGCGCUGCAGAAGCAGCUGGCCAAGAACGGCGGCUGCUGCGAGGAGAAAUGAUCGAGGAGCGCGCUGCGGACGCGUCCAACGCAGCUGGCCGCCGGUGGCCGGCGCAUGUGAUUCGGGUUUUGUGGGUCCGUUUGAGGUACAUAUAUUAGUGGCAUGUCGAGAUCGAAGCGGAGCGAAGCGGAACGGAUCGGAAAUGCAGCGGCGCGGAGCAACAACAUUUAUCAAUAUUACUUUCAUAGCAUAAUUUAAACGAUUAACAAUUAGCGUGCACCCAUAUCCUAAUUGUGGACAAAUGUUUUUGCGGCCCAAGCGUCGCCAGAGAAAGGCAGGAAGCAGGAAGGAAGCAUAGAGUUGCUGGGGAUUUGGGCAGAAGCGGAAUUUCGGAGCAGCGACAGCCGGAAUGGUCAAGGGGCAACAAAGCCUAGCCAUGUCUGUCGUGAUCGAGUCCUAGAUCGGGGGAGCCUCCCGAUGGAUCCGAACAAAAUCUACACGCUUCAACAACAUAAAUCUCAACCAAGUGCCGUUCCACAAGACCUAAAAAGGAGGAAAAGAGGAUGAAGAUGGAUGAAAAUAGGAAAGAGAAUACAUAGUUCAAAAAGCGAGGCAAGGUUAAAAGCGUCUUUCUGUUUGUUUUCGUUUAAUAAAAUAUAUAUAUAUUUAUUAUUAUUCCUAUUCUUAUAAAUGCAAGUACAAUGGAAAGUUGUUUUUUUUUUUUAUUAAUAGAUAUAUACACCUACACACACACCAUGCAAACACACCUACGAAAGUGGCCUGCUGUUAUUAAACCUAGAUAUGAUAAGGAUAAAAACAUUUAAAAAAAACACUAAAGUGAGAGAAACUCUUGUGCUAUUAUAAUUUAUUGUGUAUGUGAUUGUUUCCCUAUUAUGAUACGAUUAUUAUGAUUUAUUGUGACCACAAGCAAGCAAAUAAACGGAAAACAUUGUUGAAUCUUAA
Messenger RNA from Drosophila serrata, 3954 nucleotides. RefSeq names its product glutamate--cysteine ligase (gene Gclc). Gene Ontology annotation, biological process: glutathione biosynthetic process. The record is from RefSeq and is a predicted model, not a curated record. NCBI's taxonomy places the organism in Eukaryota, Metazoa, Arthropoda, Insecta, Diptera, Drosophilidae. Gene Ontology annotation, molecular function: glutamate-cysteine ligase activity. Gene Ontology annotation, cellular component: glutamate-cysteine ligase complex.